Molecule: messenger RNA, 6404 nt
Organism: Marmota monax (woodchuck)
Lineage: Eukaryota; Metazoa; Chordata; Mammalia; Rodentia; Sciuridae
Gene: Tbx20
Product: T-box transcription factor 20
Exons: 8
Coding region: 522-1862 (446 amino acids)
Biological process (GO): vasculogenesis; cell fate specification; regulation of transcription by RNA polymerase II
Cellular component (GO): nucleus
Molecular function (GO): DNA-binding transcription factor activity, RNA polymerase II-specific; RNA polymerase II cis-regulatory region sequence-specific DNA binding
Source: RefSeq, a predicted model, not a curated record
AGGGCAGCGAGUGCCCAGGCGCAGUGUCCGUCGCGCCUCGCUGGGGCUUUGCACGCCUGAGCUGCGGCUCCCGGGUGCUGGCGCCUCGCAGCGCCAUACAGCGGGUCGCCACCUCCCGACAGUCUGGGACACUCCGGCUGUACCCAGCAGGGGCAGGGAGAAAGAAGCAGAGGGAGUGUCGCUGACCCCUGGGCUUUUCCUCAGCUGAUGUUCGUUUCCGGCUUCGGGCAGUCUGUGCGCCUGCUGCGCUCCAGGCAGUUUGCGCACCUUCUUAAGUCUGCGAGUGAUUCCCUUCCUCUUCCGCCGGUUCGAAGUCUCUGAGGCUCUAGGGCUUUGCGGUGGGAGAGAGGAAAGGCCAGCGUGGCACUCUGGGGAGUUUAGAGCUGUUUCUUCUGAAGUCCCAGGCUCCGCUGUGACUGCACUCGGAAACUUUGAGCUGUUUCGUGUCUUUGUCUUCUUUGGGGAAACUGGACGGCAGUUCGGUAGGCCCUGUCCCUGGCCAGGACCGCGCGCCGGGGACCAUGGAGUUCACGGCGUCGCCCAAGCCCCAGCUGUCCUCCCGGGCCAACGCUUUCUCUAUCGCCGCGCUCAUGUCGAGUGGUGGCUCCAAGGAGAAGGAGGCUGCAGAGAACACCAUCAAACCCCUGGAGCAAUUCGUAGAGAAGUCAUCCUGCUCCCAGCCGCUGGGAGAGCUGACCAGCCUGGAUGCUCACGGGGAGUUCAGUGGAGGCAGUAGCAGCCCAUCCUCCUCCUCUCUGUGCACUGAGCCGCUAAUCCCCACCACCCCCAUCAUCCCCAGCGAGGAAAUGGCCAAAAUUGCCUGCAGCCUGGAAACCAAGGAGCUCUGGGACAAAUUCCACGAACUGGGCACUGAAAUGAUUAUCACCAAGUCGGGCAGGAGGAUGUUUCCAACCAUCCGGGUGUCCUUUUCGGGCGUGGAUCCUGAGGCCAAGUACAUAGUCUUGAUGGACAUCGUCCCUGUGGACAACAAGAGGUAUCGCUAUGCCUACCACCGGUCCUCUUGGCUGGUGGCCGGCAAGGCCGACCCGCCGCUGCCAGCCAGGCUCUAUGUGCACCCAGACUCUCCCUUUACUGGCGAGCAGCUACUCAAACAGAUGGUGUCUUUUGAAAAGGUGAAACUUACCAACAAUGAGCUGGAUCAACAUGGACACAUAAUUUUGAAUUCAAUGCAUAAGUACCAGCCACGGGUACACAUCAUUAAGAAGAAAGACCACACGGCCUCCUUGCUCAACUUGAAGUCUGAAGAAUUCAGAACGUUCAUCUUUCCUGAGACAGUUUUUACAGCAGUCACAGCCUACCAGAAUCAGCUGAUAACCAAGCUGAAAAUAGAUAGCAAUCCCUUUGCCAAAGGUUUCCGGGACUCCUCCAGGCUCACUGACAUUGAGAGGGAAAGUGUGGAGAGCCUGAUCCAGAAGCAUUCCUAUGCCCGCUCACCCAUCCGUACCUAUGGAGGAGAAGAGGAUGUCCUGGGGGAUGAGACUCAGACAACCCAAAAUCGAGGGUCAGCCUUUACAACAUCUGACAAUUUAUCUCUCAGCUCCUGGGUAUCAUCAUCUUCCAGUUUUCCUGGAUUUCAGCACCCACAGUCUCUGACUGCUCUUGGCACCAGCACAGCAUCCAUAGCAACACCCAUUCCUCACCCCAUACAGGGUUCUCUGCCACCAUAUAGUCGGCUGGGGAUGCCUCUGACCCCAUCAGCCAUUGCGAGCUCCAUGCAAGGGAGUGGUCCAACGUUCCCUUCAUUCCACAUGCCACGGUACCAUCACUACUUUCAGCAGGGGCCCUAUGCUGCCAUCCAGGGACUACGCCACUCCUCUGCUGUGAUGACACCAUUUGUAUGACUCUUCUAAAAAGGGGAGAAUUUAGAUCCAGAAUGUGCAAAUGGGUAUGGAAAUAUAGGCAGGGUUGGGUGGGCGGGAUAGCGGGUAUUGGAGCAGGGGCUCUCCAGGAUACAUGGGACCUAUUAAAGAGGAGAGCUGGACUCACAAUAAAAUCUAAUGCUAAGGGAAUGCACCACGGACCAGGAUUCAUCUGUAGUUGGGAGAACAUCUCUUAGAGAACUUAAGUUGGGAACCUGUCUUAGGUUCAGGGGAGAAUCAACAUAAAGUUCUUAGCCAGCCUAAAUCUUGCAACUAAUAGGAUAUUAAUUUACCCAGAAAGCUUAAUAAUAUAAGGCAGAUGAAUGUUAAGGUGCUUUACUCCUUAGUUAAAAAUGCUGUGUCAAUGCAGUACUGUAUAAAAUCAGUGUGUAUAGGUUUUCUUUCUGCUUUCCACAGUUAAAAGAAUCUUCAAAGAGGCAAUACUAUAUAGCAUACUGACCAUAUGACUAACUUAAGUCAGUUUCUCCCUGUAGAAAGUGGGAGCCAAUAGAGAAAUAUCUGUAGUGCUAUAGCUUAAGCAUGUUUAGUUUUUUGUAUUUAGUUUGCUGGGGAAGGAGAUGAGAUAAUGCUAAUGCAUCCUGUUGUGUGGAUGAAUAUGUGUAGUAAGCCUUCACAAAGCUCUUUUUGCAAUAUUGAAGGGCCAGUACUUGACAAGCUCAGUCUUUAGUCUUCUUUCUUUCUAAUUCUCUUUCUUACAACAACUUGUUGGUUUUGAAGCAAGGGCCUCUCUAGAUUAAGGACUGAUUUUUUUUCUGGGCUGCAUUCUAAAUACACUACUGACUUACCACUGAGGAACCCUCCAAAGCCUAUGCAAGAUGAUAUGUGAGGCUUUAUUUCACUUACAGCUUAAAUAAAAAGAUGGUUGUUCUGUUCUGAAACGAAUUUUUCUACCAAGUGAGCCAAAGGCCCCUUCAUUUUCACUUCAGCUUUUGGGAGACUUUAUGGAUGUUAAAAUGCAUUGGGCCCAUAUUCUUAUUUUUGAUAAAUCUGCUUUGUUGCUGCUGCCACUGAUUGACAGGGUUUAAGAAUGACCAUUCUAAAUGCUUGGGUAGCCAUGAUUUAGUGUGCUCAUGUGUAGUAAUGUGCCCAUGUAUCUGACUUAUCUUUUUUCCUUACUGUGUUACAUUUGGAGACUCUUACCAUUUUCUCACUCCCUAAUAUGAAAUUGCAUAUUAACUUGCUGACUGAAACAUUGGCAGUUCUUAUAAAUCCAUUAGAGCCUCAUCCAUUUUAUUUUCAACUUUCGCUAUCUUCUUAAGCCUUUCUUUAAUGUGUAUAAUAGUAAUUAGUUAUAUUUUAAUUCUAUAUAAUCCAUAUUAUUUUUGAGCAUCAUAUAUCUUAGCAUUUACAGUCUGGGUAACCACAUUUGGUAUUUAGCAACAGUUCAUUUUCCUAAUAAUAAAGAUUUAAUGAAGUUAAUAGUCUUUCAACUCAAGGUAUAAUGCAUUCCAGCUACAGGAUGUAAACUGUCUUCUUAGCCAAUUUCCCCAAAACUCUAAUUUAAUAUCUAUAUGUAAUUUUCAUUCUAUUCUGUUCUUACUGCAAAAGUAUUGAAUCUGUUAUGAGAGAUGGGAAAUAUUGUUACUGACAGUAGAAGUGUAUUUGGGGGGGUAAAUGCAAUAUACUUAUCACAUCAGACUUCCGUAGAUUUUAUUUGGUUGUUUAACGUUAGACUUCUACACAUCAAAUGCCUUUCUUGGACAUGUUCAGCCCAUGAAACAAGGCAUCUUGACUCAGUCUGACCAUGAGAUGCCAAUUUUGGAUUUUACACUUGCCAUUUUUCACUGAAUCCUAAAGACUACUUACAAAGGAGCACGGACUUUGUUAACAAAGCAUUUCAAAGCCCUAUGGCAUAUCCUGUAGGUUAAUUUCUAACUUCUUGCAUGUUAUGCUGUAGCAUCCUUAGGUAGUUUACUUUCAGAGUACAGAUGUGUACUUCUUUAAACAGAGCAGUUAUGACUAAUGUUUAGAUAGGGGCUUAAUAUUUAAUAGUUGGCCUAUUGCCAGUAUUCCUUUGAAUACAGAGUGCUAUUGCCUAAAGCAGGAAUAACAAAAGAUGCUAUUUUACACAAUGAUGCCACUCAAUUACUGGUCUGCUUAAGUGAAUCUGUGUCUAAAUUUCCUUUUCAAAGAGAAUUAGAGGAUUAUUUACUAUUUGAAAAUUCUCCCAAUACCAAGUAGGCUUAUGUGUUUUUUUGUGAAAUGUAGUUGUAUACCAUUAUUUCCUAACUCAUAACUUUGUUUUGUAAUUAAGCAAUAUGAGGUUAAAACUAGGGUAGAGUGCUUAAAGAAAAGCAAAGCAUGCUCUGGAAAAAUGAUCCCUGAAAUUCUACAUGGGAUAUAUUUUUAACAGUGGUAUUACCUGAACUAGAGAGAAAAAGCACAAGAGAAAGAGAGUGCAAGCAAAUCAGUCACUCUAGUCAUGGGAACCAAGAGGUAGACAUUAACCCCACCUGUGUCAUUCCAAAUUAUUCUGGUUGUCAAUUCUUAUUGACCCUGGGGAGCUUAGUAUUUAAAAUUCCAAAUCUAUUCUACCUAAGGUGAUUGCAAGAACUAUAUAUUUAAUGGGAAAGCCAACCAAAUGAUAACAACCAGGAGUUACAUUUGUAAUAAAUUCUUGUUUUUCCCUCUAAGUAUAUUAUAGUAUUAAAAAGCACAGCUAAUGUGCAGUGCUGCUAAAAAGAGUUCCUGCCUGUCAGACCAGAUUGGUGGAACUGUAAGGAAUCAAAUCCGUUUAUAACUUAGUAGGCUCUGCAUUUGAGAUUUAUUUUUAAAACAAUUGUCAAUAAUUUUAAGUUCAGUUAUUCUUUCUACUUAUUUAGUAAAUCUCUUCCCUCCUCUGCCUACCUUUAGCAGUACAAGCAAUAAAUAUAUCCAUCCUGUGUCUAACAUAUCACAAAUUUUUAGGUAACAGGUCUCGAUUAACAAUUUUGUAUUGCAUUGCUGGUCACUUUGAGUUUAUACCAAUGGUAUCUUUCCAGGAGGACCUAUCACCAUUUCUGAUAGUUGGGCACUGAGUGGAUGAUAUUAUGAAGCUUCCUGAUAAUGCCUUAUUAUCUAGCAAGCACCCUUGUGUAGGGCUAAGCUGCAGGAGAUACAGUGACUUCUGGGGCAUUCCAAGAUCUCUCCUCUUCCACCUUUAUCCACACUUCUGUCAUUUUGUUUCUUUAGCCACAACCAUCUCCUAAACAAAAAGGAAAAGGAAACCCUCUAAAAGCCCAGUAAAUAAAUGUGAAGUAUCUUCAUCUCAUACUGCUUAUGAAUUUUUCAGAAAGAUGUCAGGAUAUUUAUCCCAUUUCUAUGUUUCACAUUAGCUUUUCACACCAUCUUGUUUAUAUAAAGCCCGAUUGUACUGAGAAUGAGCACCUUCAAAUUAAGUGGAUGGAAUGACUUUAUACCCCAUUAAAUAUACAGACAAGUUAAUCAUGACUUAGUAACUAAAGCUCCAGAAAUUCAGUUAUGCAAUAUACAGGGAAACAUCACAAGAAAACGAACACUUUAUUCUAUCUUCCACUGACUUAAGUGAGUAAAAUUGUUUUCAUUAUGAAAUGGAUAGAGAAUUGAUAAUUAUUAAGACAAGAAGAUGCUCUAGCCUAAAUCUAGACAGAAUAUUUUCAACUUUCUCCUCUAGCUAGUGGUGCCUGAGAGGAGUUUUGUAUAAAUUUUUAUAUUAUGUUAUAAUUAAAGUAUUCUUUUUUUUUCUGUAAACAAGCAAAUGUUACAGACUCUUUAAACUUUAGAAAAUCAUAAAACUCUUCCUUCAUUACUUUCUCAUCCAUUCCAUUUAUAAAAUAUCCUAGUUCUUAUUUUUCUUCAGCAUGCUUAAAUAUAGAAAAGUUCAUUUAUAAAUAUUUGAUGGGCAAGUAAUCCAAAAAUAUUUUCCAGCCUUCUUUCUGUUUCUCUCUCAAAUAAUUUCAAUCCCCUCUCCCCUCUAAACAAAGUAGAAGGUAAUAACUUUUCAUUGUUUCAAGUAAUAAGUAAAUAACAUUUUUGUGAAAUAGUAUAUCUGGACAAAAAAUACAAUUUGUUGUAUUUUACUUCUGGUACAUUAACAUACUGUAUUUAGUUUUUGUUUUUUUUUUUUAAUUUCCAAAACCUAAAAGAAGUUCUUUUAUUUCCUAAAGGGUGAAAUUAGAUAUGCCUCUUUAAACUAUCACAGUUUCAUGGUUUGCUGUGUCUUCGUUUGCUUACUGAACUGUGUGAGAACCAUCACUGUAAUGAAGUGUGUGUGUUCAGGGUGGGAGGGAAGGGCUUGGGAAAUGUUCUAUGGAAAAAAGGAAAUUAUACGCAUAAUACUAUGAAGUAACAUCUAAUGAAGUUCUUUUUAAGUGCAAUAUAUUUAUUUCUGCUAGAAAUGUAUUAUCAACCUUAUGUAAUAUUUGAAGCAGUACAUGUUAUUUGUAAACAGCUUAAAAUUAUAUAUUACCCCAAAUUGUACAGAAGUACAAAUGUGUGGAUAUCAGUUUCUUUCAUUAAAAGUGGUGUGGUUUUGAUAUAUAUGCA